Trichomonas vaginalis G3 is the source of this 2565-nucleotide messenger RNA. Its product is annotated as Meckel-Gruber Syndrome (MKS)-like protein family. Gene Ontology annotation, cellular component: ciliary transition zone; MKS complex. The transcript has a single exon. The record is from RefSeq and is a predicted model, not a curated record. Gene Ontology annotation, biological process: cilium assembly. NCBI's taxonomy places the organism in Eukaryota, Parabasalia, Trichomonadida, Trichomonadidae. Bases 1 to 2565 code for a protein of 854 amino acids.
AUGCUUUUCUCUCUUUUUUUACUGACCAGCAGCGUUGAAAAUCAACCUCUAAUGAUUUCGAAUUUCACAUGUGGUGUGAAUCAAACAUAUAGCUGGUUUAUUUUCGAUUGUGUUGAUUGUGGAACAGAAGAUAAUUAUACUUAUCCUUGUGUUCCAGAAUGCGAGUCACCGAAUGAACUCAUUGGUACAAUAUGUGUUAAUUCAACCGAGUUUGCAGAAUUAAAAGCAAAUGUAACAACUAAUACAUCAAAAAACUUUCGAUUUUACAAUCUAGUCAACCAAACUGAAAAUAAGGCAUUCCAAACUAGUUAUAAUAACAACACUUAUAAUAAAUUGGUCGAAAGCAUUACAGUAUUAAAUUACCAAAGUAAAGCACCUCAGCAGAGAGAAUUCUUAGCAAAUGUAUGUGCUGCGAAUCACUUCAGUUUAAAAUCUCAAGCAUGUACUUUAGCCACUAGUUUUGCUGAUAUAAUGACAGCAAAACAAUACGAUUAUAACUUCUGGCCAAAGAAUGAUCUAUUUCUCACAUACAUCAACCGUGAUGACAAUGAAAUAUUUAAGGAAAACAUUAUAUUAAGUAAGUUUAGUGCGGGCAGAAUAAUUAAUAUCACGUUUGCACGUUAUUCAUUUGAUGGCGAGUUUCUAGGUUUUAAAGUUCUUGAAUUAGAUACUGAGAGAUGCAGACACAAGCAAGAGACCGAAAAUAUCUGGAGAAAAUUCGGAUCUAAUUAUUAUUCAAGCUGUGCUAUUAAUAUAUAUGAAGAAAUGAACUUUACUUCGAACGAAUUUUAUGAUCCAUUCAUUCAAGACAACAUGGUUGGAUCAUAUCCUGUACUAAGACCAAUCCCUGUGUUAGAUAUGAGCUUUGCUGAUGAAAGUGGAAAUCUAACUAACUUAAUUAAUAACGGAACAUCGAAUCUAUACUAUGCAAGACGUUUCUUCCUUAUGGAUAACUCUACAACUGAUGAUAUUAUUCAGUAUUUAGUUAAUUUCACUUUAAUCUUCACAACAUCAUCAACAAAAGCUGAUAACAUAACAACUCCUAAAAUUAUUGUAAGGUACAAACAGUUCCCACGUUCCAUAUUAGAAGCUUCAACUCCUUCAUAUGAAAAAUUAAAAGAAACAACAUCUCAACCAGCCUAUGAAUUCAAUGUUGUAUACUCUAAAGAUAUGAAAUCAUUUUGGGAUGUAGCAGCUAUUGUUUUCUCAAUGAUUUUCAUUCUUGGAUUAUUUGUAUUUGCAUAUACCGCAUUUGUUUCCAUUAAAAAACAUGGAAAUGGCGGAUUUGGACUUUAUCUGAUCUUAACUUUACUAGGAAAUCUCUUAGAUCAAAUUGGAAACAUAUUUGUAGUCAUGGUUUAUGGAUAUUCAAUUUAUUACUUCUUUUUCUUCAAGUUACAAUCAGAUUUAGCUGUUUAUCUUCCCUAUGGAGAAGAGUUCAGAUUUUUGAUUGCCUUUAUUUCGACAGCUUUCGUUUUCAAAGCACUCGCAUCAAUCAUUAAAUUGCUUCUUGUAACUGGCCAUCAAUUUUUCAUCAUUGAUUGGUCACAAGAAGACAAAAAUGUUGAUGAAUCAAAAGUUUGGCACAGAUUACUUGUUGCUAACGAAUUCUUUAAGAUAUCAACAGUCAGAUACUACAAUAUGCCAUUCACAAUCAUGAUUGUAGUUCUUCUUCAAGUCGCAAUUAAACUUGAGUUGUUUGCUUCUCCAAUUCCUGAUACUGACCUUGUUUUCACAGGAAUAUAUGCCAUGAUAUUACAAGUCGGAUGGCUAGCUAUUGUUUUCAUUGCUUUGUUCGUAUUUGAGUUACUAUUUUGCAAGCUAUAUUGGCUCAUUUUCACAUCACCAUUUAAGAAAUUUACGAAUAUUUGUUUGAGCCAAAAUAUUUCUGUUUUGAUCACUGAUUCAACAGUUCAUGGUCAUUAUAUACAUGGAUUGACUAAAGAUACAGAAAAAUCAAUGAUUGAAUUGCAACUUUCUGCAUCUCAAAGAUUGAACACUAAACCUGCAGAACAACAAAAUUCCCAGACUCAAUCUUUCAUUAUGAUUGAUAUGAAAUCGAAUUGUUUCGAAACAUAUUUCGAGCCAGAACUGAGUAGAAGAAUAUUCGAUAUCUAUAACUCAGUUAGUGCACAAGUUGGAGGGUCCUUAUUCAAACAGGCCGCGGCAAGUCUCGCUCAAGUAUGUAUUGGAAUUUAUUCUGAUCUCAAUAAAUUCCUUCAACAAUUUUUCACUCCAGGAGCAACUAAUUUCAAGCUAGAGUUGCAUUACGAAAUUCCUGUUGCAAGAAGAAUAUUUGGAAUGGCACCAACAAUCACAGACUCUUCAAUCCUUGACAAAACAAGUGGUGAACAUUACAGAUUUAUGCUAUUUUACGGGUUACAGGUUAGAUUAUAUUUCACAUAUUCAUUAUUGUUCUGUAUCAUUGAUAUGUUCCUAAAGAAUCCUGUCGUUGCAGGCUUCAUUGUCCUCGUCGUAGAUUACCUGGUAUUAAAAUUUGUUAGAUUCAGAUGCAAGCAAAAUCUCGCAAAGAAAUCCCUUCUAGAAAACAGAUUUUUAUAUUAA